Phyllotreta striolata is the source of this 1003-nucleotide messenger RNA. Lineage: Eukaryota; Metazoa; Arthropoda; Insecta; Coleoptera; Chrysomelidae. The record is from the annotation of a GenBank genome assembly.
CUCUCGUCUCUAUGAUCGACCUUAGGAUGGCAAAUAAACACCGUGGUUUUGUUGAUGCUCUCGUUGUACAAGGAAAUUUUGAACACUUUUAUGUAACCUUCGUCCACCAGCCGCUUCAUCAACCUGUACAUCGAUUUCCUGUCGAUUCUCUUAUCGUAACCUGCAAGCAUCGUUACGAUGGUUUCCAUGCUAUCGAUCAAACGAAUGACGUUUGUAUCGAGAAAAUUCGUCGGAAAUAAUGGUGAACGAUAAAUGCGAACAAGGCGGUAAGACUAAAAGCGAAUGGGACGCCGAGAGCCUCAUAGAAAGAUGCUGGAGGCCUCAAAAGGAGACCGACAGCAGGCCCUAUUUGAUACGGGACGCCUCCUACAGGAGCCUCCUGGAACCCGAUCCGAAGUGCUCGAUAACGAGGAGCUCCUACGCCGAACCGGUCUACGACGAUCGACCCACGUUGGGGAUCAGAAAGUCGCAAAUGCUGAAGCAAUUCCAAGCCGAAGCCGAGGCUGAAAUAGCGAAAGAAAGAACGCCCGAGAAACCAACGGGAACCUACGUGACUAAUUACGAUUGUUACCAUCGCAUCCCGGGGUUCCAUCCGGACGAUAAGUUCUAUAUGAAAGAGAACGAAUUGUACGGGAAGUACCCGUUGUACUCGACGCGUCCGCCAAUCACCACGGUGACUUCGUUCAAAUUGAAGCGAAACGCCGACGAUCUGUCGCCGGGAAUCACCCGAGUGUUCGACAAGAACAAUCCGUUCCGGAAGUGCUCGGGGUUCUCGAAACCGGUGCACGAGAAACUCGACGGUAGUUGGUAAAACGGGGGGGUUUUUUUGUAUUUCUGAGGUCUGGAAACUGCGGUUACUAGUUCCUAAAACGGCCGGUAGGAGACGAUUUUUUGCGUACGAAUUAUAUGGAAUUGGCAUUAAAAAAAUAUUCAAAUUAAAAAUAUACCUUAAUAAGCGAUGAUUUUGUUGCUAACGUCGUUUUUUCGUAUCUUCGGUUAAUGU